AGACAGCGUACGCCAUUUUGUCCAGUGCGACAAAGUGAAAGGGGUGGUAGAAUCGAGUCUUGGCGGGAAAGCGAGCGAUAUACCGGUAGAGCUAGGUGGCUGAGGGACGAAGCGAAGGAGACGGUGGAGGUGAUAAAAAGUGUAGCAGUCACUAAGAAGAGUUCUUUACGCUCCUGGCCCGGAAGCCGAGAUGCACCGUGACUCGUGUCCGCUGGACUGCAAGGUUUAUGUAGGCAACCUUGGGAACAAUGGCAACAAAACUGAAUUGGAACGAGCAUUUGGAUACUAUGGACCACUACGUAGUGUGUGGGUUGCUAGGAAUCCCCCUGGUUUUGCUUUCGUUGAAUUUGAAGACCCACGUGAUGCUGCUGAUGCAGUCAGAGAACUAGAUGGGAGAACACUCUGUGGGUGUCGUGUCAGGGUGGAACUAUCCAAUGGUGAAAAACGUAGCCGGAACCGUGGUCCACCUCCCUCAUGGGGUAGACGUCCUCGAGAUGACUAUCGCAGGAGAAGUCCUCCGCCUCGCCGCAGAUCUCCUCGAAGGAGAAGCUUCUCCCGCAGCCGCAGCAGGUCCCUUUCUAGAGAUAGAAGGCGAGAGAGAUCACUGUCAAGGGAGAGAAAUCAUAAGCCUUCCCGUUCAUUUUCCAGAUCUCGUAGCCGCUCCAGGUCAAAUGACAGGAAAUAGAAUUUCAGGAAGAGCAAUGUACAGGAAGUCAUAUUGGAUCUGAAGAAAGGAGUAUGUACAGAACAUUGUUUUCUUUAAGACUUCAUAAGCUUGGUGCAUUUUUAAAAUGUUUUAGCUGUCGAAUUGUUUUUCUUGUCUUUUGUAACAGGUGACAAAUGUUAACAGUUGUGAAUCGGUAUAUGGUUCUGAGCAGGUUAUAUGAAGUGUAAUAACUUGUUGCUUUACAGUGUACCCUUAAGCAUAACUUUGAUUUGCAUUUAUUUAGCUGUAAAUUACGUUGCAUAGACUUACCAAAUAAAACCUCAAAAGCCAUGCAGUGGCAAAUGUUCUUAGUCUAAAUGUUGUGUUCUGGAAUCUUUGCAGGAUCUAAACUUGAAAGGAAGUACACAAUACAUACGAACUAUUAAUCAUGGACAUUUGCUACAGUCACAGAUGGGCAAUCUAUGCAGGGUGAGACUUGAAGGCUUAUAAUUUAUCAGAAUAAUGCAGAGGAUAAAUGUGAGCAUAAGGAUUGUGAAAGCCUUGAUGCUAGUUUAAAAAAACCAACACCUUGCCUUUCAAGUUCUGAUUUAUACCAGUUUAGUCAGAACUAUUUUCUACCAUGUAAAAGUGUAGAUUAAGUUUUGUAUCUUGGUGUAGAACAGUACUUAAUGCUGAAAUGUGAACUGCCUAAUCUGUUCAUUAUAGAGCAGACAAAUUAAGAACAGAUGACUCGCUUAUGUGAUUUGGGUGCAUAGGGGUACAUUGUAAAUGCACAAUUUCCUUAUUGUGCAUAAGCUGUCAUGUCACUGUAAAAUCUUGGAGAUCUUUCGAUUAAAGUUUUGGUUACAAAUCA
This is a messenger RNA of Rhineura floridana, 1520 nucleotides long. It is a transcript of the gene SRSF3, whose product is annotated as serine and arginine rich splicing factor 3. Bases 191 to 685 code for a protein of 164 amino acids. The record is from RefSeq and is a predicted model, not a curated record. Gene Ontology annotation, molecular function: RNA binding. Gene Ontology annotation, biological process: mRNA splicing, via spliceosome. NCBI's taxonomy places the organism in Eukaryota, Metazoa, Chordata, Lepidosauria, Squamata, Rhineuridae. Gene Ontology annotation, cellular component: nuclear speck. The transcript has 6 exons.